CAAUUUCGCUCCUUCUCUCUCUCUCUCUCUCUCUCUCUCUCUCUCUCUUUUUUCUUGCCUCAUAUAUUUACUUAGAUUAAUUUAUUAAACACGCAGAUUGUAAAUUUCGUUUCUUUCAUGCAUUAUAAAGCAAUCGAGUACUAGAAUAUGUCAAAAAAAUCUAUGAUUAGUUAACAAACUUGAUUAAUUCUUACUACAGAUUCUGAUGCGGAAGUGGUAGCUUUAUUACCAAAGACGAUAGUUAACGGCGACGAAUAGAUUCAAAUGUGAAGUACGCAACGAAGGGGAAAGGGAACGGAAUCUACAGCUUCAAAGAAGAGGACAUGACCUUCCAUGGAAGCUGAGACAAAAAGAAAAGAUUAUCAAAGAAGUAAAGAAGAGGAAGUGUAUAUUUGUCCAGAGCCCACGUGCGGCGUCGUCUUCUCAUUCGUAUGAGAUGUUAAAACCAAAGCCACAUUUCCCGAUCUUCGUCCACGGCAGACAGAGUCAACUCGGCGGCGAAGGUGGACUCUUAAGGGUACAACGGGAGCAGUCUUCACGAUUUGAUCGUCGUUAG
Messenger RNA from Thlaspi arvense, 556 nucleotides. NCBI's taxonomy places the organism in Eukaryota, Viridiplantae, Streptophyta, Magnoliopsida, Brassicales, Brassicaceae. The record is from the annotation of a GenBank genome assembly.